UGAGCCAUUCCUUUGGCUACGGUUUGAUGGAUGCCCAUGGAAUGGUGAAACUGUCUCGAACAUGGAAGACUGUUCCCAUCCAGGAGAGGUGUGAGAUCCCAGCAUCACAUAUCAACAAGCUGAUCCCGUCCAAGAGUCAAGUGACACUCCCUCUUGAGGUCAAGCAAUCUGACUGCCCCAAUAUCAACUUUCUUGAGCAUGUCCAGGCCAAGGUGACGCUGGCAGCCACACGUCGAGGGGACAUCCAGAUCUUCCUGACCUCCCCAGCAGGGACACGCUCAACAUUGCUUGCUCUCAGGCCUAAGGAUGCAGCUCGCUCUGGCUUCAACGCGUGGCCUUUCAUGACCGUCCAUUCUUGGGGGGAAAGUCCCAUCGGGCUGUGGCAGCUGGAAAUCCACAACGAGGGGCGAUAUCUCGGUCCGUUCGUCUCCCUUCUCAUUGUUGAGCCUUUGUUUCGGACCUCAAUUGCAAUCUGGGGAUUGACACUGUAUGGGACCAAGGAGAGUCCGGACGGAACGGAGCCGGCAAAGAACCCGCCUUAUCGGGGCGGACUCCCCGCACCGCUUCCUCCCCAUGGGAAUGAAAUCUCCAUCGUGGAACAUGAUGGGGACGAUCCAGACAUGUUGCGAAACGGGAGUUGCCGCACUGUAGACUCUGUGUCGGGUCUCUGUUUGGGAUGUAGUGAAGGUCACAUAUUGAUGGCUGGGAAGUGCUUGGAUUCCUGCCCAGUAGGAACAUACCUGUUGACUGGGGAGGAGUCCUCAUGCCAACCGUGUCACUAUUCGUGUCGUACGUGCAUCGGGCCACUUCCUUUCCUGUGUAAAUCGUGCUGGAAUGAUGCCUCCCUUCACCCUGAUUCCCGUGGUCGAAUGUACUGUCAUCCAAGACUCCUGAUUUCAGAAAUGAAACAGUUGGAUCGUGGACAUUCCAUCCUGGCAGUGGGAUUUGGGAUCUGCCUCAUCUUCCUUGCCAGCCUCCUCAUCUUUGUCCUCACCUGGUAUCGAUGCAAGUGGCAACAAACUAUGGAUUCCGAGCGCAUUCGUUAUAGUUCCCUCUCCUCGUCCCUGUCUCCUGAGUAUAUCCACUCUCCUGGUCCUCCUCAUUCAGAAAGCACUACUAAAUUCAUCCAUAGCUGCGAAGAUUCUGAGUCCAGGUGGGAAUUGCCAGUAUCAGAGUUUGUGGAAGCUGGUCUGAAAGUUGGAGAAUGGAGAUUGAUACAGGACAGCCCAAGCCGCAUCUAUCCCGACAGCCAAAUGCCAAAUUGUGGGGAAAGACUGGACUUAGAGGAGAAGCCUCAAGUGCAAAAGGUGACAUCUGUCAGUGUUAAGGUCGUCUUGAAAUCAGGUCCCCGUGCUCUCCGUAGCAUGAAUCUGUUGAACAAGGGGGUGGGACGACUGCUUCAGAGUUUUCACUUUGUCCCAGGCUCGAUCCUCUGCUGUGGGGAUCAUCCAGUGGCACAGCGCUUGGCCAUCGACACUGUCAUUGUUGACGGUGUGGAUAACAUCCUGUCUAAAUCUACCAUCAUCUAUAGACUGAGCCGGGGUGGGGAAGUCCAUAUCUCCCAAACGAUCACAAAAGACAGGUUCCAGCAGAUUCAAGAUGCAGAAAAGGUGCCAAAACAUUGGAAUAUGGACCUUGUGAAACAUGUGGAAGAAAUGCUUUCAGCAUCAACCAUCAAUCAAGGGAUCUUGUUGACCGGACCCAGCGGGUGUGGAAAGCACCACUUGGUUCGCCUGGUUGCCACCCGGCAAUCUGCCUUCCUUGUCGUUGUUCAGCCGGACUCAGAUCUCCAGAGGUUGAAGCAUUAUGUAGCUGACAUCCUCUCCCAGGCUGCAGAGGGGAAGACCAUUCUGUUUCUACGAGAUGUGGACUCCAUCUGUCCGUAUCGGGAUGCAUCUGGACGGAACAGUGAUGGACGCAGACGGACGACUUAUGUCAUGGGAGCCAUGGACACAUUGAUGGGAAAGGGAGUGUGGAUCCUUGGAUCCAGUGAACGACCUCAGGACAUCGAUCCUGCCAUCCGCCGAAAUGGCCGACUUGGUCAUCUGGUGCAGGUAAAAUUACCAAAUGCAGUGGAGCGGAGGGAGAUUCUCAGAGAGGAGGGGAUUGAGGAAGCAGUGGCAGAAGCUGUGGCACUUCACACUGCCUCCUUCUCUCCCUCUGACCUCAGACAUCUCAUCGCCUGUGCCAUUCAGCAGGCCGCGUUCCAGUCUCGUGUUCCCUUUUCUGGGAAGUUGACCCAGGAGGACUUUGACAAGGUACUUCCUCGAGUGUCUCCGUCCAUCCUCACCGCGUCCUCGGCUUCCCUUCCCUCUUCGUUCUCCUCUGAGACAUCCUCAUGGGACUCUCUUGGCGGAUUGCAUCCCGUCAAAGCACGCCUGAGGCUUGCCCUAGAGUUGCCGAUCAAGCAUCCUGCUGCCUUCCGUCGUCUUGGGAUCUUGCUGGUUGGAGAACCAGGCUGUGGGAAGACAUCCCUGGUUCGUGCUGUGGCAUCUUGUUUCUCACAUUUGACAUGCUUCUCACUUUCCCCUGCCUCUGUCCUGUCUCCCUACGUUGGGGAUUCCGAGAAGUUCUUGUCGGAAACGUUCCAGCACGCUCGCAUCGUCCAGCCCUCCCUCAUCUUCCUUGACGAAAUUGAUGUUCUGACGGGGUCCAGGAACCAGGAUUCGGGGAAGAGAAGCGUUCAUGAGAAGCUCCUCUCCACCCUGCUCAAUGAAAUGGAUGGCAUUUCGUCUUCCUCAUCUUCGCAGGUGGUGGUGGUGGGAGCAACGAAUCGAGUCGGCGUGAUCGACGAGGCUCUGCGACGACCCGGUCGUCUGGACUGGGUCUUGGAGAUCCCCGUCCCGGACGAACGGGAUCGACUGGACAUCCUUAGGGUCCUCACCCGUCGCUCCGAGCUGGACGUGGAUGUCUGCCUGGAAACCCUUGCCAGACUUACUCGUGGAAUGAAUGGAUCUCGGCUUGCCAGCCUCACCAGAGAAGUGAGUGACAUGCCUUUUACCCUGUUGCAACCAUUCCAUAUCAUCUUUUUUUACGAUUCAACCUGUUGUCUCACUCAGGCGGGUCUCAGGGCCCUCGAGAAGAGGGGAUUCCUUGCCGAUUCCAUUUGCAUGGAGGAUUUCCUCUCUCUUCUCAAAUCUCAUGACCAAGAGUGUCUGGAUGACUCU
Molecule: messenger RNA, 3167 nt
Organism: Darwinula stevensoni
Lineage: Eukaryota; Metazoa; Arthropoda; Ostracoda; Podocopida; Darwinulidae
Source: the annotation of a GenBank genome assembly